AUGUCUCAUCACUGCCACGACGAAUACGACCACCACGGCCACAGCCACCACGACGGCGAGCACGACCACUCAGACGACAUCACGCCGGCGCUGCAGUCGUCGCUGUACGAGCAAAUCAACUUUGACGAGAUCACAACGCUCAACGAGGCGCGCAGGGACGCGGGCAAGGCGAUUGUCAAGAAGACGUGGGCGGAGAGGCUGAGUCCGCAGCCGGAGCUGGAGAGCGAUGCCGAUGAGCAGCUUCUCAUGACGGUGCCGUUCUCAGCACAAGUCAAGCUACACUCCAUCCUCAUCCGCACAUCACCCUCCCCCUCGGCCCCCAAGACGCUGCACCUCUUCGUCAACCGCGACAACAUGGACUUUUCCGCCGCCGAGGAGGAAACGCCCGUGCAGGUCAUUGAGCUCUCGCAGACGUCCGAGGUUCAGGAGAUUCCCGUCAAGCGCGCCCUCUUUGGCAGCGUGCAGCGCCUCGUGCUCUUUUUCGUGGACAACUUUGGGGACGGGGACGAAGAUGUGUCGAGGAUUAGCUAUUUGGGGUUCAAGGGCGAGUGGACGAGGCUGGGAAAGGCGCCGACGAAUAUCAUCUAUGAGGCGGCUGCGCAGCCGGGGGAUCACAAGGUCAAGGGGACGAGCGUGAAUGAGAUGGGGAGCGGCAUUGGGGGGAGGGGGCCGGGGAUGUGA
Molecule: messenger RNA, 681 nt
Organism: Trichoderma reesei QM6a
Lineage: Eukaryota; Fungi; Ascomycota; Sordariomycetes; Hypocreales; Hypocreaceae
Exons: 2
Coding region: 1-681 (226 amino acids)
Cellular component (GO): nucleus
Source: RefSeq, a predicted model, not a curated record